UUUGUGUGUUCUCAGUGUUAAGGCUCAGUGUGUGUGUGGCUGUGAGCGCAGCGCUGUCGGGAGCGACUCUCAGCGGAGUAUUUAUAGUGGCAGCCGCCACCUCAGGACUAACCUGAGAACCUGACGGUUCUCUCCUCUCCUAUCGGAUCUUCUUCUUCUCUUUUUCCCUCUCUCCCUCUCUCUUUGUCUCUCUUUCUCCCCCCCCCCCCCUCCCCUCUCUUUCUCACUGUUUCUCGGACGAGUCUUUUGAAAAACAUCCUCGGAGUAUCGCUUUCCAUCUCCAGCUUUUGCUCCCUGCAGGGGAGCUGAGCUCUCGAUCCACCGGACAGAGUCGGGGCUCCAGGACUGCUGCACUUUUGUGUGUGUGUGUGUGUGUAUGUGUGUGUAUGUGUGUGCGUGUUUUACGAUUCCUUUCUCAUCCUCACAAAAGACUAUCAGAGAGAGCGUGACGGAAGAAAUCUAGUGCAUUUUAACCUUGGCUCACUCUCACUCUCGCGUGCGAGCGUGUGUUUUUUCGUCGCGUGAGCCAGCACCACCUGCGCCGCCAUGCAGGUGUCGUUCGUGUGCUCGGACCACCGGGGCAUGAGCCGGAGCACGGACGACCGGCUCAGCCGCCAGCAGAACGCCAACAGCCCCAGCGGCGGCGCGCGCGGAAAGUUCCGGGCCGUCGCCAUGGUGGCGCGCAGCCUAGGCCAGCUGUCGGUCCAGAGCGCUCCGACGUGCAGCGAACAGAGCAUAAGGACCGGCAUGAAGUAUAGAAACCUGGGGAAGUCGGGGCUGAGAGUGUCGUGCCUUGGGCUGGGAACAUGGGUCACAUUCGGAGGACAGAUCACAGAUGAGAUGGCGGAGCAGCUGUUGAUUUUGGCCUAUGAGAACGGGAUCAAUCUGUUCGACACAGCAGAGGUCUAUGCUGCAGGAAAGGCGGAGGUUGUACUUGGUAACAUCAUAAAGAAGAAAGGAUGGAGGCGAUCCAGUUUAGUGAUCACAACUAAAAUAUUCUGGGGUGGAAAGGCAGAAACUGAAAGAGGCUUAUCCAGAAAACACAUAAUAGAAGGUUUAAAAGCCUCGUUGGAGAGAUUGCAGUUGGAAUAUGUGGAUGUGGUGUUUGCAAAUAGGCCAGACCCCAACACACCUAUGGAAGAAACGGUGCGAGCAAUGACCUAUGUGAUCAAUCAGGGGAUGGCGAUGUACUGGGGAACCUCACGCUGGAGUCCUAUGGAGAUUAUGGAGGCGUACUCGGUGGCGCGGCAGUUUAACCAGAUCCCACCCAUCUGCGAGCAGGCCGAGUACCACAUGUUCCAGAGGGAGAAGGUGGAGGUGCAGCUGCCCGAGCUCUUUCACAAAAUAGGUGUGGGGGCGAUGACCUGGUCCCCUCUGGCGUGUGGGAUCAUCUCAGGGAAAUACGACAGCGGGGUGCCCCCCUACUCCCGCGCCUCUCUCAAGGGCUACCAGUGGCUGAAGGACAAGAUCUUGAGCGAGGAGGGCCGGCGCCAGCAGGCGAAGCUGAAAGAGCUGCAGGCCAUCGCCGAGCGGUUGGGCUGCACACUGCCGCAGCUCGCCAUUGCGUGGUGCCUAAGGAAUGAAGGAGUGAGUUCAGUGCUGUUAGGGGCUUCCAACACAGACCAGCUCAUGGAGAAUAUAGGAGCAAUACAGGUCCUUCCAAAGUUGUCCUCCUCAAUCACGCACGAGGUGGACAGCAUCCUGGGGAACAAGCCCUACAGUAAAAAGGAUUACCGCUCCUAAACACUCGGAUCCCCAGCUACUGGACUGCACCACGUCUCCAGUCCCCCCCACCCCACCCCACCCCCCUCGUCCCAUGCCUGUUCCUCUGCCCGCUUGAGCUACAACUGAAUGACACCCAACCGGCGCAUGAGACCGCCCCCUUCUCCUCCGGAGGGAAACUACGCCAUUUAGAAAAGAAAGAAAACAAAAACAUCUGGAAGAGAGAAGGGAUUCAAAAUAAAAAAAAUAACAUGUAUAGCUAGAUAGUAAAAGCAUAAGAAGCGUUUUAAAAGAGUUACAUCGAAUGGCAAUAGUACAUCAACACUGGCAGAGAAAGUGAAAUGAAUGAUGGGAUGUAUGAGGUCAUAGUUAAAAAACACAUGCAUACAAAACUGCUGAAACAUUUAAAAAAAGGGGAUGCCGAGGAAAAAAAGCACACGCUUGCUUGGCUGUUGGAACUAACUCGUUUUGAUUUUACUCUUUGCAUCGUAUAUUUUUUUAUCUUUUUUUAUUAAUUUUCGAAAUACUGAAUGCAUACAAGUGUAACUUACAUUUGAUAAUAGGUGUAACGUGGGGAUCACACUGACCAGCGGUAGUAGCGGCAAAAGCCGUAGUUUUUACUUUUGUUUCAGCCGCGGAGCGGUUGAUACUGCUAGCAUAACUGAGGAACAUUUCAGGCAUUCUGACCAAUUUCUUUUAAAUCAGCAAGAUUAUUUAUGGGGGCGGGAUGUCUUUUUCCGUUAGACAGAAAUUAGUACAACACGUCACUUAGCAAUGAGAUAGAACUUUGUUUAUACAAAUGGAAUUAUUAUGGUCUGAGCAUUGAGUUACGCGCUACCGCUGCUGCUUCUUAUAUUUAGUGUGAUCCCCACCAUAGAUAAACUAACGCGUCGCACAUGUCUCAUAGCCAACCAUCAGCUUCCGAUGGUUUCGUUUCAUGGCUUAAAAUGCCUCCAUCCACUUGCAUCUCUACCGUUGAAACGGUUCUCCGCGUAGUUCGUUUGUUCACAUCGCACGUGUACAGAAUGCAACUCUUCAAACCUGCACUUUAGGAACAUAGCUUGUGUGGAGUGGCUAUGGGAGGCGCUCUUGUCAGCGGUAACUCCCAACCCCCCCCUCGCAGGGAACCAGGUGGAGAUAUUAGCGUUAGCAUGUUUUUUUUUUUUUCAUCGCUAACCACUCCAGUGAUUCCCGUCGGUUCUCUGUACAGACUGCAGAGCCCUUGUCUAACCUGUCUAUCUGUCCGUCUGUCUGUCAAUCUGUUUCCCCUUUGACUGUCCUUACACAACAGUGGCAGUUCUGCAACAAGGGCAAACAAAUAUACAAAAAACACUGAUGGGUGGACUACACAAGUUAAUUUGCCUUGGUCUGACCCUAUGGUGGCUGGUGAUCCCUCAUCCCCUUCCUCCACCCCCCCUCUCUGUUGUUGGGCAUUCAGCUGAGGCCGCCUGCUUCCAGCACAGUACAGACUCACACGUUUACACGGAGAUGGCCGCCAACGCCCUCCAAACCUAACCGAACUGAACCACGCUUGCGUCAUUCAUGCCAGUUUAUAAGGCUUCUUUACAAAAAUAGCAGAGUAUAUAAAUAGAUAUAUACACACACAUACACACCACACUCAGUAUUUAUGAACUGCAGUAUACUCCCAUGUGUACAUUUAUUGCCAUGUAUCGCCAUUUAUCAUAUUUCUUUGCAUGGAUAAGUAUUUAAGGAGCUACUGAAUAACCUAAAUGACAGCGAAACACCAUCAUGUAUUAAGGUGUUGCAACACUGAGCGAGUUUCUCUAAACACUGGCACAAAUUGCCCCGGGGGGUAAAAUCACACUCGUGAGCGGGUGGCUGGGGGCAGCAGCCCUGCAGCUCUUGUCACCAGUGGCCUAUAAGAGUAGAGAUAGGUGUGACUGGCAGCUGUACCUGACCAGUAGGAUCACAGAGACUGUUCAAUGGCACUCAUUUGCCCACCCUGUCAGAGCUCAGGGAUCAGAACAGAAGAAAAACUUUUUAAAAAAUCCUGUGAGAAUUUCUCGAGUGACUGAGCGAACAGCAAAAAGGAAAAAAUAAAACACACACAAAAAAAAAAGAAACAUAGAGUGAGAAUUUCAGCGAGAGAGCGAGAGCGAGCCUGUAUAGUCUUACACGGUUGGAACGCCGUACUUCACUGUAUUUAUGAUCCGUCAUCUCUCUGCACUGAGGAGAACCAGUGACAUUUCCAUGUGGCUAAAGCCAAAGAUACCCCCCCGCCCCCUCUCUCAACCCCCCCUCCCCCGCCCCUCUGCCCAGUGACCUCAUCUACGCGCUGACAACAAAAAACAAAAGAGCUUGUUUAACUAACCGCAUGGACUACCCAGCCUUUGAACCCCAGUAUGCAACAUAUGUAUUCUCUCAACACCUGUACAGUCUUUCUGGUCAUGCCUUUUAACGUCGCAGUCCUGAACAGACCCUAAUGUAUACAUAAACGCACCCCUGUAAAUUGAAUGACAAGCUGACGCUAGUUUUUCUUUUGAUAACGGGUCAUUCUGUUGCAGUUUUCAAAAAGUAUGAUUUGCAUAGGAGCGAGGUUUGAAUCUUCUCCCCUAUUAGUAUUUUGAAUUGAGUUUUGAAUUGAUCUUGCCUUUAAAUGUGUAAAUAUUCAGGUGUGAGGUAGGCAGUCCUUUGAGCAUCUCUGGGUUAAGGAACAGUUUGGCCAUAUUUACCCCCCCCCCCCCCCUUCAGUGCCCUAAUAAUCCCUUCCCACUGGUCAUCCUUUGACAUGGUGCUCCACUGUAAACAGAUCUCUCUCAAGAGUCCUGACACCAGACCUGUGAGGGUGUUUAGUGCUCCACCCUCUCUGCAGCAGAGCCCCACCAGGAGGUGUUCAGUGCUCCAUCCUCUCCUUCUCUCUGGCUCUGCAGCAGAGCCCCUCCAGGAGGAAGGAGGUGCAGGCGACCUGUUAAAAGGUCAGCACCGCCGCAGGACGGCACCCGUUGAAGCGUUUCUCCGUUUCCUUCGCUCGUUUGUGCAUGGAGCCUUCUCUGGCUCCGCAAACGCUCACAUCCGACUCAAAUCAUUGUCAAGUACAGUUUCUGGAGAAGACACAUCAAAGCAUUAGUUAUUAGAGCUAUAUUUGGGUUCCUGUGGCAAAUCGUACAAACAAGUCCCGAGUAUGCACCGAGGAAUAUUCUUAUACUUUAUCUUUGUAUUGUUUCAUGUCUGUGACCUUAAGAAAACGAUGAGAGGGGUAUUACUUUCUGUCAUUGGUUUGAUUUUUUUUAAAACAUUACUCGUUUCCCUGGGUUGGUAUUGUCAUGGUGAUGGUAGUGAUGGAGGUGGUGAUGAGGAUGAUGAUGAUGAUAAAGAGCAGUUAUUUGCACUGAUUAUGCAUUGUGAGGACUCCUGUGAAUUGAACCCCACAUCAGACGUUACAUCUGUUCUCAGUGCUGAGUCAGAUAUCUUCUGUAUAUAGUUUGACCUAUGUAUAUAUAUAAUAGUGUAUAUAUACAUACAGCCGUUUCUCAUCACUUUGGCCUUUCUUUUUUUAUUUUCAUUGACAGGCAUUGCUAACUGCAUUGUGCUUGAAUCUGAAUUUAGAUAUGUACAGCUUCGGUAUCUAUGAAAUGAAAAAUUACAUCUAUGGAUAAGAAAAAAACUG
Molecule: messenger RNA, 5350 nt
Organism: Clupea harengus (Atlantic herring)
Lineage: Eukaryota; Metazoa; Chordata; Actinopteri; Clupeiformes; Clupeidae
Gene: kcnab2a
Product: potassium voltage-gated channel subfamily A regulatory beta subunit 2a
Biological process (GO): regulation of potassium ion transmembrane transport; regulation of action potential; transmembrane transport
Cellular component (GO): cytoplasm; juxtaparanode region of axon; voltage-gated potassium channel complex
Molecular function (GO): potassium channel regulator activity; voltage-gated potassium channel activity; transmembrane transporter binding
Source: RefSeq, a predicted model, not a curated record